Daucus carota subsp. sativus is the source of this 1635-nucleotide messenger RNA. Its product is annotated as 2-oxoisovalerate dehydrogenase subunit alpha 2, mitochondrial. Gene Ontology annotation, biological process: branched-chain amino acid catabolic process. Bases 126 to 1559 code for a protein of 477 amino acids. Gene Ontology annotation, molecular function: oxidoreductase activity, acting on the aldehyde or oxo group of donors, disulfide as acceptor. The transcript has 9 exons. The record is from RefSeq and is a predicted model, not a curated record. Lineage: Eukaryota; Viridiplantae; Streptophyta; Magnoliopsida; Apiales; Apiaceae.
AAACCAAAAAACAUGAUAAGUUUGACCCUUCCUGUUUCCAGCUUUAUCUCUACACAACUACACACAAGUGUCUGUACAUAUAACUUAUAAGUGAAUGUAUCUUGAUUAACUGAAACUCAAACACCAUGUCAGUUCAUCUCUUGAAAUCCAGGAACGUGGUCUCUCAUUUCAGAUCAAAGCUGGGUUUCUUGGCCAUCACAAACCAGCCCACAUGUUGGAAUACUAAUUUAAAUCAUCAUUUUCACACUUGUUCAAGAAGUAUACUACAAAAUCUUGAAAGCCCACAUGAAUUUUUGUGUGAAAAUCGAAACUCUUUGUGUUUUCAUAGGUGGGAAUCAACCAUGGCAGAGAAGCAUUUGAAUGUCACUGAACAUGCUAUGGAUUACCCCGGAGGUAAAGUUAAAUUUACAUCAGAUAUGAGUUUUAUACCAGGCUCUCCUGAGGAACGAAUUCAUUGCUACAGAGUACUUGAUGAAGAUGGUCAUAUUAUUAGUUCUAGCAAUUUUAUAGAGAUUGGCAAAGAGGUUGCUGUGAAAAUGUAUAUGCAUAUGGUUACUCUUCAAGUUAUGGAUACCAUAUUCUAUGAAGCACAGAGGCAAGGAAGAAUUUCCUUUUACCUGACUUGUAUUGGUGAGGAAGCCAUCAACAUUGCAUCUGCAGCCGCUCUCAACUUCGAAGACCUUGUCUUCCCCCAGUACAGGGAACCUGGAGUUUUGCUUUGGAGGGGAUUUACCAUUCAAGAAUUCGCAAACCAAUUACUUGGAAACAAAGCUGAUUAUGGAAAAGGCAAGCAGAUGCCCAUCCAUUAUGGCUCAAACAAACAUAAUUAUGUUACUAUUUCAUCCACGGUUGGCACGCAAGUUCCCCAAGCUGUUGGCGCUGCAUAUUCGCUGAAGAUGGAUGGAAAGGAUGCAUGUACAAUCACUUAUUUUGGAGAUGGAGGCAGUAGUACAGCCGAUUUCCAUGCUGGUUUAAACUUUGCGGCAGUGAUGGAGGCCCCAGUUAUAUUUUUUUGCAGGAACAAUGGAUGGGCCAUCAGCACCCCUGUUGCAGACCAGUUUAGAAGUGAUGGUAUUGUUAGUAGAGGACAGGCAUAUGGAAUUCGUAGUAUCCGUGUGGAUGGACAUGAUGCAGUUGCUAUAUACACUGCUGUUCAUGAAGCACGUCAAAUGGCCAUAAAGGAAGGCGCACCGGUUCUCAUUGAGGCCCUUACCUACAGAGCAGGACACCAUUCCACUUCAGAUGACUCCACCAGAUAUCGUUCAGCCCGAGAAAUUGAAUGGUGGAGAGGCUCACAAGACCCUGUUUCUAGAUUUAGAAAAUAUAUUGAAAGGAAGGGUUGGUGGAGCAGUGAGGCAGAGUCAGAUCUUCGUGCCAACACUAGAAAGCAGAUCGCAGAGGCAGUACAAUUUGCAGAAAAAACGGAGAAACCCCCUGUUGCAGCCAUUUUCCAAGAUGUAUACGAUGUUGUCCCAUCGAACCUUAGGGAACAGGAGAAGUUGCUCAGAGAAACGAUCAGUAGACAUUCAAAAGAUUAUCCCUCUGAUGUACCUGUCUAAAAGUUGAUAUUAUUGAUGUAAGUGAACAAGCCUAAUGCAUAGAAAUAAAAAGUGUUCCAUUCUGUGUGUUUCCUGC